AAACCUAUCUAGGAAAUGAGAACACAAAGGCAGAAGUGCAAGGGGUUGCUGUUAAACCGUAUCAUGGGAGAGAGUGUCGGAGUUGUUUAGACAAGAACAACAACAGGUUUGGUUGAAUAGACAACAAAUAUACUUGUGAGAGGAAAGAGGAAGUCAUUUAGAUUGAUGGGUAGCAGCAGUUUGUUUAAAGCCAAGUGAAACUUUGGAUUCUGACUACAGCUGAAUAUGAGUGAGUCCAGUAUAUGCCAGGUGAGGGCGACCGUCAUGCUGUAUGAUGACAACAACAAGCGUUGGGUGCCGGCAGGGUCUGACAGUCCAUCCUUCAGCCGUGUCCAAAUCUAUCACAACCCAACGGCCAACACUUUCAGAGUGGUGGGCCGCAAACUGCAGGCCGACCAGCAGGUGGUGAUCAACUGUCCUGUUCUGAAAGGGAUGAAAUAUAAUCAAGCCACACCAAACUUCCACCAGUGGAGGGAUCCGAAACAGGUGUGGGGGUUGAACUUUGGCAGCAAGGAGGAUGCUGCUCUUUUUGCCAACUCUAUGAUGCAUGCAUUUGAGGUACUCAGUGGACUUUCAGGCACAGGUCCAUCUCAGAAUGAACCCUCUGCACAGGAGCUGGAACACCAGAAAAGACUAGAGCGUCAGAGAGAGGAACAGCAGGAGAAGGAGCGCCUGGAAAGAGAGAAGCAGGCCUCUGCUGCUGCAUCUGUCUCUCCUGCUCCCCCAACCCCAACUGCUGUUCCACCAGCACCCCCACCACCUCCAGGCCCACCACCAUCCUCUGGAGCAUGCCCACCUGCCCCUCCACCACCUCCUCCUGGGGGAAUGGUCCCACCAGCACCACCCCCACCACCUGCUGGAGGAAGUGGAGGUGGUGGAGGGGGAAGUGACCUAGCUGCAGCUCUGGCAGGAACCAAACUGCGUAAAACUGUCAAGGAUGAGGGAGAAGCAGCAACCCCAGCACAGUCAUCAAGUGGAGGUGGAGGUGGUAAUCUAAUGGGAGAAAUGAGCGCCAUCCUUGCUAGAAGGAGGAAAGCUGCUGACAAUCCAACCUCAAGAAAGGUAGGAUCUUGCAAUGAAGAUACUGACUCCUCAAUAUCAAAAGUUUCAGUACCAAGAGAAAUUGAUGGAAAGACCAAGGAAAAAUCUGCCACCAUGCCAAGGCCUAAAUCCUUAACCAACAAUCAAAGGGACUACAGCCAAAGUCCCUCUUCUAACUCCAGCACCACCUCUGGAUCCAGGAUGAAGGUGGUGAAAAAGAACUCAGAUGGUGAAGGAAGGGAAAGUGACAUGGAACGAAUCAAACAGGAAAUUCUUGAAGAAGUGAAAAAAGAACUACAAAAAGUAAAGGAGGAGAUUAUCAAAGCACUGAUCGAGGAGCUGCAAAGUGCACAGCCAAAGAGUGACGAGAGCUGAAAGAUCAACAAUGGAUCAUGAGAAAAAUGAAAAAGAGUGAAUUUUUUGAGGCAAUUUGCUUAUAUUACUCGACAGAAAUUGCUUAACAGUAAUUUUAUCUUGCAUGCAAGAGAACCAGAAUGUAUACAUCUUUCAUUCAUUCAACUUCAGUUUCAGUGGAACAUCCUACUUCAUCCUUACUUUCUUUGCAGUAUACAAUACAUGAUACAAAAAACAGACAGCCCACAAUAAAUACAACUGUGUGUUCAUUCAAUAUGUUCAGUUUUGUUUUUGUAUGUUCUUUUCUUCUCAUGUUUUAGAUACUUCACUUAUUGCCCUUAACCCCACACUGAUUAGUUUCACCUGUCCAUUACCAUUAUUGAAUAAUAUUAUUCAUUCCCUUGUGUAUUAAAUCUGUGCAUGUUCAAAAUCGCCUACUAAUGUACUAUACUAAGUAUCACGUUUAUAGUGUGUUUCAGCUGCAUAGUAUGUAGAUUCUGUGUAUGUAAGCAAUACCCAGUUACCCUAUGGCAGAAUUGGUAUGCAAUGGAAGUGCACACACUCAGUUUCCCCAAAAUGCUUUGCGCCUGUUCAGACUAUUGCAUGGUAGGCUGCAAGGCAAUCAGUUCAAGCACCACAUUGGAGUGUUAUUAACAAUUUUCAUAUUCAUUUUAUGACUAACUUCACUUCUGAUCAUUUUUUUAUGCAAGAAAUCAACAGUAUCAAAAAUGUAUCUUAUGUUGCUCCACACAAGUGACUAGCUAGUCAGCUGGCUAUCUGCCUGUAUCUGCGUAGCUGACGUACAGAACCCUCUUUCCCUAGGUCACAUAGAGCACUACAGCCAAUACAGCAGACAACUUUUGUGCCAUCUCUGUCUAUUGUGCUGGAUUUAUCCUUUUUAUUUACCCUUUUAAAGUUAAGUGCUGCUUUAGGUAAUUUAUAAAGUCAUUUACAAAGCCAGAGACACAAAUCCUCCGUCUACCUCUGAUUCCAGCAUAGCCACAGUAACUUCCAACAUUGCUCUGUCCAUCUUUGAUCUUGUUAUGUCACCUCAUACUUUAUGUGUUUUAAACAUGCUCCCCAAAAAACAGCCUUUAUACAUCUCUACCCUUUGCCUUAAAAUAACUGGGAAACAUUUCAUAGGAUGAAUUGGGAAGGGGACAUAACAUUGAUUUACAUUUGUGAGAAACAUGAUUUAUUUAACAAUUGUUGGCACAUGGAUGUAUUGGGGAGAUGGUAAUGUGAUCAAUUUAGUUGUGUGAUGCCAAGAAGAUGUAUUGCUUCAGCAGUGAAUAGUCUGCUAGUAAUUACAUAUUUGAACAUUCAUUUUGUGCAGUAUAAACUGAGUACGUACUAGGCAGUAUGUUAGUAUGUGAUUUUCAAACGCGUGUUCCCCCUGUAUGAUUGGACUUACUGUUCUAUGUCAGUGUGCCUCUGCACCACUUCAUGAAAAGGGCCAGGAAAACUGUCUGAAUGGAGUUUAAUGUGUCAGCCAGCACAGCAACCCCUUGACUGUAAUCUUAUAGGACAAACAACAUCAGGUUCAGUAUCAUGGGCAAUGCCUGGACAGUCUUCAGGGUUCAAACUGAUUCCAAGGAGGAACACAGAGACAAGGAGACUCUCCUAAUAAGGGAAGCCUUGCUUCAGUGAUUAUCAUGUCAAAUAAAUGGGACUAGCCUACUAUAAAGCCA
This is a messenger RNA of Acanthopagrus latus (yellowfin seabream), 3086 nucleotides long. RefSeq names its product vasodilator-stimulated phosphoprotein-like. The transcript has 13 exons. Gene Ontology annotation, biological process: neural tube closure; axon guidance; positive regulation of actin filament polymerization. Bases 226 to 1416 code for a protein of 396 amino acids. NCBI's taxonomy places the organism in Eukaryota, Metazoa, Chordata, Actinopteri, Spariformes, Sparidae. Gene Ontology annotation, molecular function: SH3 domain binding; profilin binding. The record is from RefSeq and is a predicted model, not a curated record.